AUGGCAACUAUAAGAGCUGCGCAGCGGUAUGGCGCGAUUAUUAUUGGUGGCGGACAUAACGGCUUAGUAGCAGCAAACUACCUCGCUAAAGCUGGCAUCAAAGUUUUACUGCUUGAGCGUAGAAAUAUAAUAGGCGGCUGUGCAGUUACCGAAGAAAUUAUCCCAGGCUUCAAAUUUAGCAGAGCAUCCUACGUUUACAGUCUUUUCCGCCCUCAAAUCAUUUCUGACCUAAACCUGCAUAAGCACGGCCUUGAGCUCCUACCAAGAGUUCCUUCCUCUUUUACCCCAACUCCUCAGAAAAACGGCAACUAUUUACUACUAGGAGCCGGUGAAGAAGCCGACAUCGCAGAAAUUGCUAAAUUCAGCCAAAAAGACGCAGAGGCAUAUCCCAAAUAUAACGUCCUCAUGGAAAAAUACAGUGCAGCCAUAAGACCUUUAUUAGAUCGGGCUCCUCCUGAUCUCGGUUUAUUUUUCACUAAAAAUUCCUCAUUCAAAAAGCGAAAAGACAAUUUUUCCGAUUUAAUUGCAUUUGCCUGGCAUCUUACGAAGCUUGGAAAAGACUUGCCUGGGUUUAUAGAACUAGUAACAGGCCCAGCGAAUAAGUUUUUGGACCGAUGGUUUGAAUCGCCGAUCUUAAAAGCGACUUUAGGGACUGAUGCAAUUAUUGGGGCUAUGCUUUCUCCAUCAAGCCCUUAUAGUGCUUAUGUAUUGCUGCAUCAUGUAAUGUGUGGGGUCUGGUGCAAUGUAAAAGGAGGAAUGGGAGGUAUAAGUCAAGCAUUGGAAAAAGCAGCAUAUGAAAAUGGGGUCGAAAUCAGAACAGAGGCUCCUGUAAGGAAAAUUUUAACGGAUAACACAAAUCAGCCAGUUGCAUACGGGGUGGAGCUGGAAAAUGGAGAAAAACUGUUUUCUAAUGUAAUUUUAAGCAAUGCGGCGCCUUUUAUCACUUUUUCUAAACUUUUAGAUACAGAAACAAAGAAAAAGCUUCCUAAUGACUUUAUGGCAGCGAUCAGCACGAUAAACCACACUUCAUCAAGCUGCAAAAUAAACGUCGCAAUUGAUAAGCUGCCGAAUUUCUUAUGUGCUCCACAUACUGAUGAAAUCAAAGGAGGCCCUCAUCAUAGAGGAACAAUUCAUUUUGAGACUUCGCCAUCACAGAUUGAAGACGCUUAUCAAGACGGAGUCACUGGAAUCCCUAGCAGGCGGCCUGUGAUUGAGCUAACCCUCCCGUCAGUUGUAGAUCCUACUAUAGCACCCAAAGGAAAACAUGUCGCUUUAAUGUUUGUUCAAUAUGUGCCUUAUGCAUUAAAAAAUAAUCAGCCUUGGACACAGGUACUGAAAGAAGAAUUUGCUGAUAGAGUUUUUUCAGUCAUUGAAGAAUAUGCGCCUGGGUUUAAAAAGAGCAUCAUAGGGAAGCCUGAUAUUUUGACUCCUGUGGAUUUGGAAGAAAUUUAUGCUAUACCUGGGGGAAAUAUAUUCCAUGGGUCUAUGUCUUUGGAUCAGCUGUUCUUUUCAAGGCCUGUUCCUGGAUGGGCGAGAUAUGAAACUCCUGUAGGGAAUCUGUUUAAUUGUGGAGCUGGAGCGCAUCCUGGAGGAGGAGUUAUGGGAGCGGUGGGGAGGAAUUGUGCUCAAAUGGUGUUAAAACAAAUAAAAUAG
Blepharisma stoltei is the source of this 1653-nucleotide messenger RNA. The record is from the annotation of a GenBank genome assembly. NCBI's taxonomy places the organism in Eukaryota, Ciliophora, Heterotrichea, Heterotrichida, Blepharismidae.